Molecule: messenger RNA, 3333 nt
Organism: Knipowitschia caucasica
Lineage: Eukaryota; Metazoa; Chordata; Actinopteri; Gobiiformes; Gobiidae
Source: the annotation of a GenBank genome assembly
AUGUACAGUGGAAGUAAAGGCGGCCCCUCCAGAACCCUGUCCACCAUGUCACUCUCUGUGCGUCCAGUCAGGGCCCUCAAGUCCAUCUCUAGGAGCCACAGCUUCACUGGAGUCAACACUCAUGACAAAUCCAGGCCCUUGUCGGUGUACUCUACUCCAGGUCUGAGGAGAAAGCCCAGCAGGGCUAGUAGACUGUUUACUAUGUCGUCCAACCCCCCGCCCAGAACCCCUCAGCCGGAACGGACAGACGAGGUCUAUGAGGCGCUCAAAACAGGAAUACACUCCUAUCUCCAGGUCCAUCAGAUGGACAUGGACAGCCUCAGCAGAGAAAUGAGGACAUCCAAAAGGAAUUCCCGACUGGGCUUUCUCUAUGAACUAGACAAGCAAGUAAAAGUCACGGAGAGAUUGAUUCGGCGCUUGGAGUUUCACCUUAGUAAAGUCGAAGAGUUGUAUGAGGCCUACUGCUUACAACGGAGACUGCGGGAUGGUGCCAAUAAAAUGACGAAGGCGUUUAUGGUGUCGCCGAGCAGUAAGGAAGCGCGGGAGAGUCUAGCGGAGGCCAAUAAAAGCUACAAGGAAUGCACAGAGAACAUGUGCGUGCUGGAGAGUGACUUAGAAAACCACCUGGGAGAAUUUCACAUAAAGAUGAAAGGGCUGGCCGGGUUCGCAAGACUAUGUGCCGGCGACCAAUACGAGAUUUUCAUGAGAUAUGGCCGACAAAGAUGGAAGCUACGAGGCAAAAUUGAAGCGAACUCUGGGCAGGUGUGGGACAGUGAUGAAAUGGUGUUUCAGCCACUCAUCAAUGAAUUUCUCUCUGUCAAGGUGACCGAGCUGAAGGGUUUGACCAAUCAUGUAGUCGUGGGCAGUAUCUCCUGUGAAACCAAAGACCUUUUUGCUGCUUUACCUCAAACUGUAGCUGUGGAUAUUAACGACCUUGGGACUAUUAAGUUAAACCUAGAAGUUACCUGGAACCCGUUCGAUAAAGACGAGCAGGUGUCAUUGUCGACCAGCGUAAACAAAGCUCCAUCCGUCACAAAGAGGUUCUCCACCAUUUUCAACCAGAGCCCUCCUGAUACUCCAUCUCUGCGGGAGCAAGCUUUUUAUUCUCUGCCUCGGAGUCUGACCAGUCGACAGCACUGGCCACUGCUGGACAUUUUCAGAGACACACUUACUCACAGCUGCUCCUGUAGUGAGAGCUCGCCAACAAGACAGCCUCUGGUCAAUAUGCUGCGUCGUCACGAAGAGAUGGACAAUGGAAGAGCGUGGUCGAAUUCCUCUGAGUCGUCUGACGAUUCAUCCAGCCCACAGCUUCCAGCCUGCUUAAAACUCUCUGAACACAAGGCGCAGCAUGAAGACACGACUCCAAAAGUUUCGAGAACGCCAGAGCUCCAGUCAGUCAGGAAACGUAAAUCUUCGCUCCAGUCAAACUUGUCUCUGUGCACCGAGGACCCAGCGCCUACGACCUACAGCUCCUUACACAACAUCAGCAGCAUCAGUGAGGACCCAGACUCAGUGCCACCAGCAGAGGGCAGCAGGGCAAAGGAUAACGGGGAGCUCUCAGUGACAACAACAUUAGAAAGAGAAGAUGAUCUGGUGCCUAUAACUGUUCUGGACGGGUCACUGACCAAUCGAAACUUCUCCAGAUGUCUGAGCCAAAUCAGUGAAGGCAGCGCUGACGGCGUGCUGCUGCCGGACAAGCCCUUCUGUGAACUCAUCGACGAAUCAUCUAUAACAAGUGGGAUUUCUGUUACUGACGUCCAAGUGGAAAUGUCCAACACUCCUCCUGAACUUUCUCAAAGCAAACCAAACACUGAAACGUCACAAGAGUCUAGUGAAUGUUCUCUUCCUUUUGCCUCCACCAUUUCAAUUGAGUCAACAGAACAGCCCAGUGAGAGGGGCCCUCAGGGGACAGAUGUCACCUACAGGGCACACUGGGCGUCAGUGGAGGAGGACACAGCGGAGACAGCGGAGGCAGUGGAGGCAGUGGAUGCAGAUGUUUUGUCGCAUGAUGAAGAGGAGGCAGUGGACGGUGAACUGGCUCAGGCUUUAGGAGAUUCUCUUGGAGCCGUUGUGUCGUCUAUCGAUGACUACAGAGGGCAGUUCCCUGAGUUACAGCUGCUGGAACAAGAGCUCAAGUUACUACAGACUUCCCUGGAGGGCGGUAGGCACAGCCGCUCCAACAGUCUGGUCAGCCUCAGUGUGGAAACAGCUUUGGGCAGCUUUGAUUUCCUGAACAUGUCUGACUGUGAAGAAGAGGAGGGGGAGAGGAGGAGUAAAAAUGACAGGUAUUUGCAGAGGAAAGGUUGGGACAGCCCCUCCACACUCUCGGCUCCACUGACCACAGGCUGCAACAGUCUGGACCAAUGUCUGGAGGCUCAUCUCAAGUAUUGUUCUGCACAGCUGCUGUGUCUUGGUAUAUUUGGUCCUCUCCGCUGCCGGGAGAUGUAUGCCUUAGAUCGGCUCCUUCGUGAAGCUCAGAUCUUCAAAAUGAUCAGACGGGUGGUCAAAAAGAAUCCAAAGUGCUUCAAACAGCCAAAUGAGGUGAUCCCUCAGCUGGGGCCCAUUCAGGGAGCAGUGUCAGUGUGGCAGCAGUGUGUCCAGCAGGGCUCUGUGUUCAGGGUCUCUGUGGAGGAUUUUCUCAGCACAUUAUCAGCUCUGUACUCCUGUGUCCUUCCAGAGAGGAUGUCCACCGUGGCCGACAUGGUGUUUCAGUCCUUGGCUGAGCAGGUUCUGGAUCAGAAACUUCCACAACGAGAUCUUAAUAAAGAGGCAGCAAUUGUGACGUUGUUUCAGUGGUGGAACCAUCUGGAGUCUAAUGGAGUGACUGAUGUGGAGACCUAUAUUUCUGAGCUGGCUGAGGAAGUGUUUCUCGUGCAGAGCUUAGCAUCGCUGAAUCAAGAUGUGAUUGUGAAAGUGCUGAGGAAUCCGGUCAAAUCCAGUCUGAAGAAACAGGGCAUUCAUGCUGUGGCCAAGCUGCUGAAAGACCCACGGGGAAAAGUAUCCGCUUCUGCCAGCUCAAUUCUCAGGGGCCUGGCCAAUCAACCCAAACUCCGGGAACAGGUCUUGGUCAAUUGUCUGGAGCUGCUGGAAGAUGAGAAUGUCGCAACAAGAAUCUGUGGAUGCAAAGCUCUGGCCUGUUUAAAGGCCAAGGAAAGUAUUGAGCAGUUGGUAUAUCUUUGUCAGACAGAUAAGAAUGAUGUCACAGAAGCUGCCAAACAGUGUUUACUUGUAUUAGGUGAAGAAGGGAAGAUGGCCAUCAGACACAUUGAGACGUCACAGGACAACAUACCACGGCUGUUUGCACCUGGAAGCAUGACGAGCACUGCCUUUUAA